UACAAGGGUCCAGCAAUUUUAAAUCUCACAGACCAUUGUGAAUGCCAGAUCUCAGGCCAACACUUUAUUCUACGUAUCCCUCAAAUGAAGCUGUUUCUGGUACUUUUGGCAUUCGCCCAUGUCAGCAAAGGGCAAAAACUGCCUGACGACUUUAAGGUGUGCGACCACUUCGCGUCCGAUAUCAACGAGUGCUUGGGUGUGGCCUUCGCGAGCGCCCUAAAACAGCUGAAAAAUGGGAUUCCGGCAAUUAACGCCAGUCCAAUUGAUCCCUACCGUUUAUCGAAUAUGACGAUAGUUAGAAAAGAUCACGCGAUCGGCUUUUACGACAUCGACCUCUACAACUUCACCACUGGAAAGCUGGAUUACAUUGAUACGAAAAUUACGCGCGACAGUUUCUUUGCAAAGAUGAAUAUCAGCAUGCCUGUAAUAACCGCCUUGGCUGAUUACACGUUGAAGGGCAAGUUAUUUUUGUUUAACAUUGAGGCUAAAGGAAAGGGAGUCCUAACUAUGAAGAACACCGAAUUUACUAUUCUAAUGAGCGGACCUGUGAUCAAAGAUGCAGCUGGUGCGGAACGUUUCAAGCUGACCACGUUUGAGUCGAAGAUCCAUCCGAAAUCGGUGACGUUCAAUUUUGGAGAUCUCGUGCCGGGGCAAAAGAUGGUCACUGAUCAGGUGAACGCGGUCCUGACGGAGAAUUGGGAAAUUUUAUACAAGGAGGUCGAGUCGGAGUUGGAGAAGGUGUCGAGCGAACACCUAUUGGACUACUCCAACAAUAUUUUGCAAUAUGUUCCUGUUUAAAUUUGUUUCGAUAUUAAUUUUUGACCAAUUUCUUGAAAAUACCCUCGAAACAUUAAAGAACUUGAAUUUCUUUA
Molecule: messenger RNA, 872 nt
Organism: Photinus pyralis (common eastern firefly)
Lineage: Eukaryota; Metazoa; Arthropoda; Insecta; Coleoptera; Lampyridae
Exons: 5
Coding region: 85-798 (237 amino acids)
Source: RefSeq, a predicted model, not a curated record